GCGUCGUUUGAAUCCAGUCCACGGUCUAUCCUGUCCAUCUGCACUGCUCGCUGGGCCUGAAGCAGCGGAACUCCUUUUCCCAGCAGGCAAAGCUGUGGGAGGGCUGGUCCAUGUCCUGACAUGACAGUGAGAAACUGACAGGCAGACAGGCGGGCAGACGUGCCUUUGGGUGACGGCCCCAGCAGAAGCAAUCCCACCAACCGGUCCCAAAACAUCCCAGUGAGAGAGGAAAUGCUGUAACCAUAUUCUUAGUAAAGAACCAAGCAUCCCUGCCUUGUUGUGUGAUCCAUGCAGCGGCGCCGGAUGUGAGGAAAUAUCCAGGAAAUGUACUUCAGUUGAUCCAAACUGCCUUUGGACAGAGUAUAGACCGCCUAAGCUAGUUAUUUCCUCCGGUUUCUCUAGUUUUUAUGCUAUGCUAAGCUAAUAGCUGUAACUUCAUCAUUACCAUCCCUCAGUGAAAAAGCAGCAGGGGCCCACAACACAUUUUUACCAUCCACAAAUAUAUGCAUUAAAUAUCAAGUUUGGUGGCAAAAAAAUAGAUGUCUGGACCAGAGGCCCUGACAUGUCGAUUAUUCAUAUUAGACAUUUUUCGAAACAGUCCAACGAGAUUGCACAGGGCAUUGUGGGACAUGUAGUGUAGGCUACAGAAUGCAUGUGCGAUUUAACCAGCUGCAGUCGUGCAUGGGCCACAGACUGUAUAUUUAUUUAUUAAUAUUUAGGGUCUAUGGCCUGUGCAGACCUGUAGCGUGCUCGGUGUUCCCCUCAACUCUGUCGUCACGACCUCAGUCACGACUAGUGUGCGUGUAGAUGCCAUGAUCAUGUUUCUCCUCCUCCUCCUCCUCCUCCUUCUUCUCCUCUUCCUCCUCCAUCAGAGGUUCCCCUUUACAUGCAACGGCAAUGCACUAAAAACACAGUCCUCCGUGCAGUGCGCUUUUUCCAGCCCUUGAAGUACUGUGCAGCACCAUGCAGGCGGCGGGCACCGGAGCAGCUGACAGCGACGCUGCUGGAAACAGCGGCGGCGGCGCCGCAGACGUCGACGACAGCGACGGGGCAGGGGAGAGGAUGGAGAGGACGGUGCCAAGCGAGCAGCAGGACAGGACCAACAACCAGCAGCAGAAUAUGCCCUUAACGCCAUCCGGAGUGCUCGAUAAAUUGUUUGGGAAGCGCCUUCUGCAGGCCAGACACUACAUCAUGUCUCGUAAGUCCUGGCUGAAGAUGGUGCCCACCGAAAACUGUGAUAUCCUGAUGACAUUCCUAGAUACAAUAGAUGACCACACUCUGCUGUGGCUCCUGAAUCAGAUUCGUGUUGGAAUCCCACAAGUCAGCAUUCAGGUUCGACAGCACAAACACACCCAGGCACAAGCCUUCUUCAUCACGACAACAUUCGAGAACUUACUGCGGGGAGCCGAGCAGAUGGGCAUGCACAAGGCCGUCAAACCGCAGUUUGGCGGCGGGAUGCGGCGUUUCUCCUGUGAGGAAGACAACAUCUAUGAGAACAUAGAGAGCGAGCUCUGCUUCUUCACCUCACAGGAGCGUCAGUGCAUCAUAAAGUAUUGGCUGGACAAUCUGCGAGCCAAACAGGGGGAGGUGCUCCACAACAUUCACUUCCUGGAAGGCCAGCCAAUCAUUCCAGAGCUGCAAGCUCGGGGAGUGAUUCAUCAAAUGUUCCCUCUCCACGAGCAGAGGAUCCUCAACCAGCUGAUGACAUCCUGGGUCCAGGCUGUGUGUGAACGGCAGCCCCUGGAUGAUGUGUGUGACUACUUUGGAGUGAAGAUCGGCAUGUAUUUUGCCUGGCUGGGUUUCUACACUAACUCCAUGCUUUACCCUGCUGUCAUCGGCUUCCUCCUCUGGAUACUGGCAGAGGCCGACCAGACCAGUCAGGAUAUCUGCUGUGUGGUUUUUGCCCUCUUCAAUGUUGUGUGGGCGACAUUGUUCCUGGAGCGCUGGAAGAGGCGAGAGGCGGAGCUGGCCUACAGGUGGGGCACCCUGGACACCCCCGCCGAGUCCUUGGAGGAGCCCAGGCCACAGUUCAGGGGAGUGAAGCGCUGCAGUCCCAUAACGGGCUGCGAGGAGUUCUACUACCCGCCCUGGAAGAGGGCUCUGUUCAGAUGGCUGGUCAGCCUGCCCAUCUGCCUCCUCUGUCUCUGUUUUGUCUUCCUCGCCAUGCUCCUCUGCCUGGAACUGCAGGAAGUGGUGAUGGAGAUUAAGGAACUACCUGGUGUCACAAGAUUCAUUCCUAAAAUACUUCUGGCCAUCACUGUGACCAUUUGUGAUGAAGUCUAUAAGAAGAUUGCCUACUGGCUUAAUGACAUGGAGAACUACAGACUCCAGAGUGCCUAUGAGAAUAACCUCAUCAUCAAGAUGGUUUUUUUUGAAUUUAUCAAUUCUUACCUUAGCCUUUUCUACAUCGGGUUCUACCUCAAGGACAUGGAGCGACUUAAGGAGAUGCUAGCCACUCUACUGAUCUUCCGCCAGUUCCUACAGAACAUCAAAGAGGUCCUCCAGCCUUAUCUCUAUGAGCAAAACAAGCUGGGCGUCUUCACCCCCAAGGUGCUGUGGGAGCUCCUCCAAACCAUUGUACUAAAGUACGGCCGCCUGGCUCUGGGAAAGGCCCAAGCCUCAAUGACAGCCUAUUCCUUACUGGGUCCCAGAGGGAUCCCUGUCAGUCACGCUGCUAACGGCAACCCAGAGCAAAAGAGAAGAGGGGAUCUGAAAGCCGGAUUCAGGCUGACAGAAGAAGAGUGGGACAUGAAUGACGGCAAUCUGAAGCAACGUAAAGUCAGCUUCACCGAGAAGGUCGACUACCAGGACGUCGCGGCAGAAACCCAGGCGGCGGAUCGCAGCCACCUCGAGGACAGUCCCACAAUGGUAGAGGAAGGGAUGGACCCGUCCAGUAUUUUUGACAGUUGUGAUGAGGACAGUGAUUGUGAAUCUCUGGCUGAAGAAUCUGACGCUCUCUGUCAGAGAAGAAAGAACGCACCUGAGGGGAAUGAGCAUAAGAAGUCGUGGAUCGAGCCACCAGAAGAAACCAAAACCACCAUCCUGGCCCAGGCUGAGAUUGAGAGCUGUAUGCAGACAUACGAGGACACACUGCAGGACUACCAGGAAAUGUUCAUCCAGUUUGGCUACGUGGUGCUCUUCUCCUCUGCGUUUCCUCUGGCGGCCAUGUGUGCUCUUAUCAACAACAUCAUCGAGAUCCGCAGCGACGCCCUGAAGCUGUGUACCGGCCUGCAGAGACCCUUUGGACAGAGGGUGGAGAAUAUCGGACAAUGGCAGACUGCUAUGGAGGCCAUGGGCUUGAUAGCCAUUAUAGUGAACUGUUAUCUGAUUGGUCAGUGUGGGCAGCUCCAGCGUCUGUUCCCCUGGUUGAGUCCUGAGAUGACCAUCAUCUCCAUCGUCUUACUGGAGCACUUUGCAAUCCUCCUAAAGUACAUCAUCCAUGUUGCCAUCCCUGAUAUCCCUGGCUGGGUAGCAGAUGAGAUGGCCAAGCUAGAGUACCGACGAAGGGAAGCUUUCAAGAAGCAUGAGCAGCAGGCCCAGCAGCACUUCCAACAGCAGCUGAGGCGCCGGCGCGAGGACGAGGAGCUUCAGCGCCAGGCGGAGCUGCAGGCGGAGGCCCGCCAGGAGAGCGAGCACCGGGCAGACAGCCAGCACCAGCACCACCACGACAAAGCCCCGGGGAACAAGUCAGGGGACAAGCCCAAGAGACCCAGUUCCCUGCUCGGGAACAACAACGUGAUGAAGCUGAAGCAGAUCAUCCCUCUCCAAGGGAAGUCCCGCUCCUCACCAGCCCAGUCCCCAACGGGAGGUGAGGCAAAGCUGCCAGGGUUUCUGAAGUUCUUGAAGUCGCCUGAGGGGAAAAAAGAGCCAGCUGGCGCAGCCGGAGCGCCAGGCACAAUAGUGACCUCUAGCGUUCCCCCUGGUGGCUCGGAAAGGCCACAGUCCCCCAACAGGACAUUCAGUCCUGGGAAGCUGUUCAGUUUUAGCAAAUCAGAGGGAACUGUGGUGUGUGUGAACGGGACACAACCACCGCCCCAGCCUGCUAACGCUCAGCCCAACGGGGCGGACUCAAACACAACACUGGAGGAAUUACCCUCCAGUGAGUCAGAUAAAGGGCAAUCAAGACAAUCGAGUGAUUCGGAAAACUCAAAGAGUUAAUACGUAUUCAACCAUACCAAUGUAAUGUAAUGAAUGGAUAGCAAAGUGCACAGGCCGCGUUCAGAGACACACCUGUACCGUAGGAGAACUCAUUAGUCACAAGGGCACAUCCCUCUUGAUGCAACUUACUUCGCACUAGGGCUGCACAAUGUGACGAAAAUAUGUGAUAUGCGAUGAUGCUUUUGAAUAUCGCGAUAAUGAUAUUAAGCAGAUAUUAAAGUGCACUCUGUUCUGCAUUUCUGCUUCUUUCAGUAUACUGCUAAAAUACAACAAACGGCUGGUUGAAUUUAAAUCAAAUGAAAGGAAAUCUUGUCCAACAUGCUUUUGUUGAUCAAAUUGAAGAUUGAAUUGAAUUUAAAAGACGACCCUAAAAAACACUUUGAAAUGCAGUUUUUUUACCGAUAUAUAUAUAUAUAUAUUAUUUUUUUUGUCAUUUGCGAUGUUGCAGCCUUUUGCAAUGUUUAUUGCACGCGUUGAUAUCGCAAUGUUUAAAAAACAAAGCUAUAUUGUGCAGCCCUACUUUGCAAACCCCUACUUCGCACAAAGUAUUAUACUGUAUUAACACUUGAUUAUCUAGCUUCCAUGUAAAAUAUGUACAGUAAGUGUAAGUCCUUUAAUGGGGCUUGAGUGAUCUUAACUUAAAGGACAAAUACGGCGCAAAAUGAACCUAGGGGUUAAUAACACAUGGGGACCGAGUCAACCGUUCUCUGGGAUAUGUUUUCAUGCUAAUCGAAUGUGUGUCUAGCUAGCGCAAACCGCUGAUUAGCUUACAACGCUAGUUGUCGGGGCACUGGUGAAGUGAAAAGAAAUCACUAUUU
This is a messenger RNA of Etheostoma spectabile (orangethroat darter), 4976 nucleotides long. RefSeq names its product anoctamin 8a (gene ano8a). Gene Ontology annotation, cellular component: plasma membrane. Bases 964 to 4158 code for a protein of 1064 amino acids. The record is from RefSeq and is a predicted model, not a curated record. Lineage: Eukaryota; Metazoa; Chordata; Actinopteri; Perciformes; Percidae. The transcript has 19 exons. Gene Ontology annotation, biological process: chloride transmembrane transport. Gene Ontology annotation, molecular function: chloride channel activity.